Molecule: messenger RNA, 1418 nt
Organism: Pieris napi
Lineage: Eukaryota; Metazoa; Arthropoda; Insecta; Lepidoptera; Pieridae
Exons: 5
Coding region: 234-812 (192 amino acids)
Source: RefSeq, a predicted model, not a curated record
UUAAAACAAAGCCAAGAAAUACCCUGAUGACCCAUCUUAUCGUUAAGCUUAAGUGAUGCGAUGCAAUACUUGGGAACCCUUAUAUCACAUCGGUGCUAACUUCCAAGGCUCCAUGACGUAACGUGUGAAAGUAGGUGAGUCUCGGCCCCUACUUGCCAUCAGAAAUUAGUUAGUAGUGAGUUACUUAAUCACUGCAGACGUAAGUUUACACUAAAAGCAGUGUCUUAACAAGAAUGCAUUCAACACUAUUAUUACUGUCGAUAUACACAAUAGGAACGCUUGCUACUCCAGUAGAUUAUCCUAUUAAAGUCGAUCUUCCAGUAUAUGAAGAUCCGGACGCAUUUAAAGGGCCUUCUGAUGUUCAUCUAGCUGAACCCCUAUUACCCGAAAAUCAUCCUGGAGUUGACACGCUACACAAUAAUAAACCUAAUUUAGUGGAUCAUAAAAUAGGAGCGGCAAACGAUAUACUCAAUUACAAAACCCGAUUGGGAUAUGGAACUAAGAUUGAUGGUGCAUUGCUGGAAUCUGAAGGAUUCGGAAGUAAAGUGCUUUCUGUCAACGAAGGCGUUCAGCAUGUUGCCGCUGGUAUUUUACAGCCGAAGCCGAUAGUGGAUACAAUACGGGAAGAGGAGAAGUACGGAAAUACAGGUGAUAAAUUUUAUAACACUGGUCGAGCCAUUGUCGGCGGUGCGGAGCGGAUAUCGACCUUCAUCAAUUCAUUGAUUGCGAUACCAGGAUCUCUGUUGAACACUAUAACUCGAUCCGCAUCCGAAAAACUGAAUCAAUUUGGUGGAAAACUUGUUGGUUUAUAGAUAAAUAUUUGUUAGAAUCUAAUUAAAAACUUUUAAUUAGUUAUUUAAUAAUUCAUUGUGAUUUGUUAUGUUACUUACGCACUUUAACUUAAGAUAUUUUUCUUAUAGCGGAAAUGCAAUGAAGCGAUCAUAAAUAAAAAUCUAAUCUUAAUUAAAUGAUAAAUUGUAUUUAUAGUAAUACCCGAUUUUUAUCUCGCAAUUAUUUUCAAUAAUUUUGUGAAAGUUGCAAUGAAUGACGAAAUAUAUAAUAUGAUACAAGGUUUCGUAAAUAAAAAUCGCGCUUCGAAGUAUAGAAGUGUCUAAAUAAAGCGACAAUACCCGUAACUGCAUAGUUAAAGUGUGCUUAAAUAAUAAAAACACAAAAACAACAAAAUAAUCCAUCAGUACCUAACGGUUUCCUGAAUUUCUUUUAUGUUUACUUAGCUCAACUGCAUACUUCUUUCGUUUUGAAUUUCGCGGUUUUGCUGAGUUCACUCUUAAAUGAUAAGAACCCACGAAAAUCACCGCGAGCAUAGUUCUACCAGAACUACAUGGCCAAUAGGGAAAUAAAAAUUUGUUGUGGGCAAUACUGCGGAAAUUGGAUUAAAUGAUCUUGAUACUGUUUAA